Molecule: messenger RNA, 1242 nt
Organism: Aspergillus nomiae NRRL 13137
Lineage: Eukaryota; Fungi; Ascomycota; Eurotiomycetes; Eurotiales; Aspergillaceae
Product: pyridoxal phosphate-dependent aminotransferase
Exons: 8
Coding region: 1-1242 (413 amino acids)
Biological process (GO): biosynthetic process; amino acid metabolic process
Molecular function (GO): transaminase activity; pyridoxal phosphate binding
Source: RefSeq, a predicted model, not a curated record
AUGUUGUCGAGACGGGGAGCGCAAUGGGCAACAAUAGGUUUUGCUCACGGGGAGCAAAACAACUAUAAUGCCGCCACGAACCCGAAAGGUAUUGUCAGCUUUGCGAAUGCCGAGAAUUCGUUAAUGCAUGAUGACCUUACGGGUUUCAUAAAUGAACAUAACGACUUUGAUAAACGAUGUUGCGCUUACGGGGAAGGGUAUACCGGCACAUUGUGUCUAAGACGUGCGAUGGCUGCGCAUUUAAAUGCUCAUUUCCAUCCUGCUAACAAUAUCGGUCCCGAGGAAAUCACCUUUGCGGCAGGAGUGACCUACCUUAACGAGGCAUCCACGCUGAUUCUUUGCGACCCGGAUCAAAAUGAUGGUAUCAUGCUUGGAAGGCCAGUAUAUGGGGCUUUCGCUAGGGAUCUUGCCAUGAGAACGAACAUACACCUGGAAUAUGUGUCGGUUGGUGAUACAGACCAGUUCUCUCCAUCCUGCGUGGCCGGCUUUGAAUCUGGGUUCGAAGCUGCGAAAGCACGGGGGACCAAUAUCAAGGCUCUCAUGAUAUGUAACCCGCAUAAUCCCCUAGGGCGGUGCUAUUCUCGUGAGACACUUAUUGGGUUGCUGCGUCUCUGCGCGUCGAAGGGAAUCCAUCUCAUUAGCGACGAGAUAUACGCACUGUCUGUUUACGAGCGCCAUGACCGCGAGUCAGAGACUUUCACUUCGAUCCGAGCCAUAGACCCUACCGGGAUCAUUGACCCGAGCCAGGUUCAUGUUUUAUACGGCAUGUCAAAGGACUUUGGAGCUAGCGGAAUGAGACUGGGAUGCAUCAUAUCCCAGAAUGAAGAGUUCACGAGAGCAACGCGUGCUACCUGUCGCUUUUCCUCGCCAUCCCAGUUCUCCAUGGAUCUAGCCACCAAAUUCCUUGAAGACCAAGAGUUUGUUGCGAAGUUUCUGAAAAGGUCGCAUCACUGUCUGCUCCAAAGUAGAUUACUAGUGGAGGACCUCCUUUUCCAGGAAGGAAUUAGUUAUUCUCAGAAAGGGAACGCAGGCUUCUUUCUAUGGCUAGACUUGAGCGCUUUUCUUCCUCUCCAUGAAACUGGUGGGGAUGGCUGGGCCGCGCAACGACUGCUCACAGACCGCUUCAGCAAGGCUGGUGUCAUAAUGUCUACCGGCGCGGAAUAUCGAGCGCCAAGUCCGGGGAGAUUCCGCUUAGUGUUUUGCGUCGACCCAGACACCUUGAAGGAAGGCAUCAGAAGGUAG